GGUGGUUUUACUUUGAACCAUUACAGGUUGUCGUUCGCAUUGUUCGUCGUCUGUGGAAAGUGACUCUUUGUCGAGUUUUCGCUUUGAAAUGCAGAUGACUCCAUAGCCAGGUGUCAAGCCGUGGAUUUUCAGAAAAGGUUGUUAUUUCAUAGAAUUGCUGUAUAUUAAUGGUCCAGAUAGGUUUCAAAAUUUCAGAUCAAGAUGUAAUUUAACAAAUUCAUUUUAUAAUCUGAUUCUAAAAAAAGAAAGACAAAGAAUUUCUUCAAAGGAGUAUGAAUGAGACACCAUGCAUAACUGCAGAAAAGCCAAACAAUCAUGUCUAGCCUUUUUGUAAUCAAAAGCCAGUUGAAGUUGUCAGAAGGUGCAAGGAGACAGCCAUGGACCCAGGGGGAAAAUUGACAUUGCCUCUCAGGUAAACAGUGAGAUAGAAUCAUCUCUUUUGCCACACGAGUACCUUUACAGGUUAGUCCGUAGUACUCUGGAACAAAAUGGCAGCUGCCUCACCGUCGCCCUUAGCCCGUUCUCCAGAGAAGACAAAUGGUUAAAAGUUGAGCAGACUUCUUAUCGAUGGUGGAACAAUAGUGUUGAGGAAAGUUUUUGAUGGCUUUUACCCUCCGGGAAGGCUGUCUGCUGGUCUAACCGCCCAGUCUUCGACCCUGAAUACUCUCCUUAAGAAAAAGGUCUUACGUGCAGCUCAGUGGAAUAAACUAUUCCCUCCUGGCGGAGCAGCACCAGACUCUAACACGUUUGAUAUCACUCUCCUAUUUCUUCUUCUCACCAACAUUUGCGGACUAUCCCCUCCUCUCCUAGGGUGGCAUAUGAAGCCAUCCCCAAGUGACACCUCUAGUGAGGCAAAUCUCGCUCGCGUGAAGUUCUUCCGCAAUGAGUUGUACGGUCACGUUUCUAGCACUGGCAUUGACACGCCCACUUUCUCCUCUCUGUGGCGCGAAAUUAGUCCUGUUCUUGUAGCUCUUGGGUUAGAUCAAACCGAAAUCGAUAGACUGAAGGAUGAAAAGUGCAGCGCGAAAGAUUAUCUUGACGUUUUACUUGAAUGGACUAAAAGUGAAGAAGACAUCAUAUCUCAUUUGGCGGACCUGCUUAGAUCUCAGAACACAACGCGGCAUAUCAUUGAAGAAGUACGUGAUACUCAACUAGAAGAUUACAAAACGAUUCAAGAGAGCAAUGCAAUGCUUGGGGAAGUGCAUCAAUCUCAGAACACUACACGGUGCAUAAUUGAAGAGUUACGUCAAACCCAACUAGAAGAUCACAAAACGCUUCAAGACAGCGCAUCAGUGGUAGGAGAAGUGCAUCAGACUCAGACGAAAAUACACAGCACCACCGAGGGCUUGGCUAAAAGCCAAGAAGAGCGUUUUGAAAGUUUGCAAACAGGUCUACAGGAAGUGAAGCUAGCUGUUGGAGAAUUAAGCAAAGGAAGAAGCUCAGGCAGUCAAGAAGAGGAAGUCCCGAAGCAUAUCUCUUCCAACCUGGAAGAACAGAGCAGAAAAGAAAAAGAAUAUGAAAGCUUCAAGAAACUCGCCAAAAUUGACCCGAAAAAAGAUGUAGAAUAUCACGCAGAACGGUACCUAGAAGGUACUCGUACGUCAAUAUUUACAAAAGUGGAGAAUUGGCUGGAUGAUAGGACCUCCCAAAACCGUGUUAUGGUGAUAAGCGGAAAUGCAGGGAUGGGAAAGUCAGUGAUCUCGGCAGUUGUUUGCAAAAGAAUGAUGAAAGUGGGACGACUGUCAGGUAGCCACUUUUGUCGGCACGAUAACGCACGUCAGAGGAAUCCAAAAGUAAUGCUUCAGUCUCUUGCUCACCAACUUUCCGAAUCCUUGUUAGAAUACAGGGAUAGUCUGGCGGACGUUCUCUCCAGAAACCUUGGUGUAGAACCAAAUGAUAUGGAAGUCAGGGAACUCUUUGAAUUUUUGUUUGAGGGACCACUAAAGGAACUAAAAGAUCCUGGAAGAAACAUUCUCAUCAUUGUGGAUGGACUGGAUGAAAGUGAAUACCGGGGACGGAAUGAGCUGCUUGAUGUUAUAUCCAAUCACUUCAAGAAACUUCCUUGUUGGAUUCGGUUUCUUGUAACAGCUCGACCAGAAGUAAACAUCGCAGAAAGCCUGAAGAGUUUUAGUCCCAUAGCCUUAGAGCCAAGUGAUGAAGAGAACCUGAUGGACAUUAAGUUGUUAUUCAGAAAGCAGCUCAGCCAUCUUAUUCCACCUCAGCAAGAAAACUGCUUCAUAACUGAAUUGGUGAAAAAGUCCGAAGGGCUUAUUUUGUAUGCUCAUUUACUUAUUCUUUUUAUCUUAGAUAAUGCCUCAUUUCUCACUACAUGGGAGGUGGAUAGUAUGUUGCCGUCUGGAGUUUCUUCUGUUUACCAAAAGUACUUUCAACGUUUGGAAAAAGAGCUCUGUAAAGAACUGAACGUGGCCGAGGAGCAGUUUCUUUUAUUCCUUAGUGCGCUAGUGGCUGCAAAGGAACCAUUAUUAUUAAGUUUUGCGACUAAAGUAAUGCUUGCGGGAUAAUAUUCGAUACCUGAACAUCGAAAGAUGAAGAAAGCACAAUCAUGCAUUUCAGCUCUGCUUCCCAUUCGAGGAGACUGUAUUCAUUUCUUUCACAAGUCUGUCAAGGAUUGGUUAACUAGCAAGUCCUGCUAAGGGGAGCACGACUUAAUCGUGGACGUAAAGGAAGGCCAUCGCAUUAUGUGCGAACUAUGCACCAUAGAGCUUAACAAAGUCAAAAAUAAAGCUGUCGACAAAGGCCAAUUUGCAGACACUAAAAGGUAUGCCUUGCAGUUUGGUGUACAGCAUAUGGUAGAGAUGAAAGACGAAGGGCAUUCACGUUCCUUUGAGGAAAUCAUAAAAAAGUACGUGGUCGACCUAGAGAUUGUGUACGCGAAGCUAUGCGUAAACAGCGCCUCACCCUGUGAAGACGUCGUUUAUGUUUUGAAGCAAGAGGAACUCAAUGAUUUGUGAAAAGAAAUUCCACAUUCCCUCAAUAACUUGAUGUUUAUUUUAAGGAAGCACAGAAGGUUCUUGAGAGAGCACCCGGAUGCGUUAUUCCAAGUGGUACUGAAUGAAGGCAGAGCUAAACUUUCUUGUGAAGCAAGAAAUCUUUUGGAGACGAAGUAUUGCGAAUUACCCUAUAUGGAGUACUUGACAAAGACUAAGUUACAUGAAUACCUUCAAGCUGACUUUCUCUCUCCGUCUCAAGUGCUCUGUUGCGAUGUUUCCCCGCAAGGGGACUACUUGGUGAUGGAGUGUCGCGAGGGUACGAUACAUUUGUGGUCACUUCUUACUGGGGAGCAACAUUGGAUACGUCCUGUCAGGAUUAAUAAAGAUAUACCUACAGUUCUGUUUGGGGCUCAUAGGGCACUAUUUUCGAUACAUGAUUCGUUCGCCGAUUGGGAUUGUGGUUUGUCAUUUUAUCGUUCAGUUGUUUUCCAUCCAGAUGGCAGUUGUGUCUUACCAGGCGAACUCAGACAAGCCUAUAGUCUUUGUGGAAACCUACAAUCGCUUUUCCCUGAAAGUCAGUGCACCUUCAGAGUGUGUUCAGUAUCUGGAGACAAGACUAUGAUACUAACAGAUAGCCCUGAGGAUGAUAAAUGCAUCAUGGUAUGGAGUCUAACUGAUGGCAAGGAGAUAAGUCGUCUUAGAAGACAGGAAAAAGUUCUAUCUUUUGCGUGGUCUCCAGAUGGAAAUAUGAUUGCUCUUUCCCUUUCAACGGGCUCAAUAUGUGUAAUAGACAGGAAGAACGAUUUUGACACUCUGGCGGAAGCAACACCCUCCAAACCAUGUGGAAUGUUAAAGUUUUCACCUGAUCAACGAAGCCUUUUUGGUAUGCAUGUAUCCUAUGAUGAUUGGCGAGAUCACGUACUUCAUCAUUUCAGUUUAAGAAAAGGUCAUAAUCACACAUAUUCAUUAGAUGUUUCUUGUAUCCCAGCUCCUGUCAAAUUUCAUUCAUGGGAUUUGGAAUCCCGUACCGAAGCUGGAUUUUUGUUGGGGGAUCAGUUUUCCUUCCAACCCAUGUUAGGCAACUCGAGUAUACUGUAAUGGAGAUUUGU
Messenger RNA from Stylophora pistillata, 4060 nucleotides. RefSeq lists its product as uncharacterized. The record is from RefSeq and is a predicted model, not a curated record. Gene Ontology annotation, molecular function: protein binding. NCBI's taxonomy places the organism in Eukaryota, Metazoa, Cnidaria, Anthozoa, Scleractinia, Pocilloporidae.